UGCCACAUUGAGCUUUUGAAGGACCAGUCCUGCCCUGCCACCUACAAAUAUCUGCAGAUGGUCUAUAGCUGUGAACAGAAAGUAUGUCUCGAUAGUCUGGGCAUCGCCGACGGCAGCGUUGCAGACUCUUCCUUCAAAGCCUCCUCAAUGAAAGACGCCACCCCAGAAAAAGCCCGCCUCAACGGGGAGUCCUGCUGGAAGCCGUCAAGAAAUCCCGUCGGCAGCUGGAUCCUGGUGAACCUCGGCUACAAUAGAAAGGUGACGGCGAUCGUGACCCAGGGGUGUGAUAGCAACAAUACUCGCUCCUGGGACAUCAAACUUGAGAUGAGACUGAGCGUUGAUAGGAGGAAGUGGACCAAACACCCGGACGGAAAGGUGAGCGCGGGGGGGCCAAUCAAGUCGACUGUGACCGCAUCCUUCAAUAUUGUCACAACAAACAAGGAAACAUUCCAUUUCUAG
This is a messenger RNA of Syngnathus acus (greater pipefish), 459 nucleotides long. Its product is annotated as lactadherin-like. The coding region runs from base 58 to 459 and encodes 133 amino acids. The record is from RefSeq and is a predicted model, not a curated record. Lineage: Eukaryota; Metazoa; Chordata; Actinopteri; Syngnathiformes; Syngnathidae. The transcript has 3 exons.